Molecule: messenger RNA, 131 nt
Organism: Cetraspora pellucida
Lineage: Eukaryota; Fungi; Glomeromycota; Glomeromycetes; Diversisporales; Gigasporaceae
Source: the annotation of a GenBank genome assembly
AAGGCGAUUAGCAGAUGAAAUGCUUGGUAUUGACUAUAAUGUAACUGAAAAUUUAAGAAGUAAAAAGCAUGUAAAAACAUUAGAAUCACAACAUAGUUUAGCUACAUUCUCUAAAAAAAAGGAAAGAAAUG